AAAAAAAAUACACGUUAUUUAUCAACUUAUAAAUUCACUUAUACUAUAUAAAUAAAUCAAUAAACUUGUUAUAAAAUUAUAUAAAUUAUUAUUAAUGAUUUUAAAAAGACAUAAUAUUUAAUUAUAUAAUUAAUAAUAUUAAUAAUAAUAUUAAAAUGAUAUUAAAUCACUAAUGAUUUAAUUUUUCUAAAUAUAUUUUUUCAUAUAUCGUUAAAAAUAUUUUAAAAGUAAUUAUAAAUUUAUUUAUUAAACAAAUCUAUUAAAUAUAUAUUAUUUAAAAUUAUAUAUUUUCUCAGAAAUUUAUAAUAAAAUAUACAAUAAAAUUUAAUACAUUAUAGGAAAUUUUAUAAAAAAUUAAUUAAUUUUAAUUUAAUUCUAAUUUUUCAUAUAUUAAUUCAUAAGAUAUUAAAUAAAUAUAAUAAUAUUAUAAUUUUAAUAUUAAUAUUUAUAAUUUUCGACUGAAAAUUCAUUAUAAAGACAUUAUUUGCGCAUGUGUCAAAUUUGAAUAUAUUUAAAACUAAACCGUCAUAUAAAACUACUUUACAUACAUAAAAUAUAAUUUAUAAUAAAAUUCAAAAAAGUUAUAUUAUAAAAAAUAAAAAAAAUAUGGAUUUAGAUUUAGAAAAAAUUCAUAAUAUUUUAAUUGAAGCUAAUCUUCCAUCAAGCAUAAAAGAUUUAAAAAAUCCAACAGAAGAAUUUGUUGUCAAGCUAAUUAAUACUUUCUUAAAAAGAUUUCAUAUCGAUUUUAAUACAUUUGAUAAGCCCACAAUGGAACAACAAGAUAUUAUGCAAUACUGUGAAGAUUCUACUAUAAUUGGACUUGUAAAUUUACAUAUUGUUAUGGUUCAAAUAUGUGAUAGAAUAUAUUUAAAAGAUUUAUGUAUUACAGAUAUAACUAGUCCAGGAUCAAAAAAAGUACGCAAACAAGCGAAAUUUCUUGCAAAUUUCAUAUUGUAUGCAACUAAUAAAGAAUCAGAUAUAGAGGAUAAAGUUAAUGAAAUUCAAAAUCGAGCAAAAAUUUUACAUGAUAUGUUAGAAAAGAAAAAUGAAAUAUUAGAAACUAGGAAAGAUAGAGCAUUGCAUGUAGCAAAACAAUUAUCAUCAAAAGAAAAAUAUAUUGCAGAAAUUCAAAAAUUACAAUCCAAACUUGAAAAAAAUAAUCAAAAAUAUAUUGAACUAAUUGCAAGAAUGACAGCAGCAGAAGAGAAAAAACAACAUGCAGUAAAACUUUGUGGAAAUUAUAAAGCACAAGCAUUAAAGUUAAGUAAAACAAUAACAGAAUUACAAUCGGAAAUUGUACAAUCACCAGAAGAAUAUCAAAUACGUUUAAAUGAGUUGGAACAACAGCAAAAUGCUAAAGUUAAGGAACGUGAAACAAUGCAAGAAGCAUUUCAGGAUAAAAAAUAUUUAAUUGAACAACAGAAAAAUAUUUUAACUUUUAUUCAAGAACAAUUAGAAAAAUUUAUUGAAAUUCCAAAUAUAUAUGAUCGAUUAAAAGAAAUAAGAAUGCAAGAGGAUAAUAUAAAGAAGCAAGUUAAUACUCUCAAAACAGAUAUUGAAAAACUUGAAAAAAAAUUAGAAGUUCAAAAAGAUCAGCAUAAAGAAGAUGAAAUAAAUGAAAUUCAUGCUCAUUGUAUAGAACGUCUUUCUCCUUUACGUAAUUUAAAUGUUCAAUUACUAAGUAAUAAAAAAUCACAUAAAGAAAAGUUGGAAGAAAUGCAAGUUCAACAUAAUGAUAAUUAUUUGAAAUUUAAAAAAAUGCAAAACAUAAUAAAAAAAGUAGAAGAAGAAACUAUAGAACUUCUUAAGAAUUAUCAAGAUUUAUAUAACAAUGAAAUCUCAACUGAAAAAACUUUAUGGAAAACAUGGAUAACUGAUUAAAAAUUAUAUACAAUUAUACAAAUAAACAAAGAGAAUAAAA
Molecule: messenger RNA, 1921 nt
Organism: Apis cerana (Asiatic honeybee)
Lineage: Eukaryota; Metazoa; Arthropoda; Insecta; Hymenoptera; Apidae
Product: interaptin
Cellular component (GO): Ndc80 complex; kinetochore
Source: RefSeq, a predicted model, not a curated record